Messenger RNA from Vanessa tameamea, 2292 nucleotides. RefSeq names its product nuclear RNA export factor 1 (gene sbr). NCBI's taxonomy places the organism in Eukaryota, Metazoa, Arthropoda, Insecta, Lepidoptera, Nymphalidae. Gene Ontology annotation, molecular function: RNA binding; protein binding. The record is from RefSeq and is a predicted model, not a curated record. Gene Ontology annotation, cellular component: cytoplasm; nucleus. The coding region runs from base 225 to 2042 and encodes 605 amino acids. Gene Ontology annotation, biological process: poly(A)+ mRNA export from nucleus. The transcript is spliced from 10 exons.
UAUACCUGUAUACUGCCGACGCCAUUGUUUCGUCCCCGAAACGAGAAAAUUAAGAAUAAGGAAUUAAAUCCAAAUAUAUAUUUUAUAUAAGUUAUUUGUAUGUUUUAAAUUUCACUCAUAUAUUAUUUAAGUUUAAAUACAAUUUAAUAUACUCUUCGUUCGUCGUAACACGUUCCGUCAAACUGGAAAAUUCCGUCAAUAUUAAACGUGUAUUUUUUGUAAACAUGCCUAAACGUGGAGGAAGGAUUAGAAAUUGGAAACCUAAUGAACACUUUGAACACGAUGACCGUAUUCAAAGUAAUAACACAAGGCGUGUUAGUUUUAAACCUGGAACUAACAAAGGUAAAAACAAAUUCAAUUCAUGGAAUAAUGCAUCGCAUCUUUUGUUGGAUGGUGAUAUUGACAUGGGAGCAACCGCCGGCCAGGGUCCAAACAGAAAAGGUUUUCGUGGCAGAGGAAGACUCAGCUCACCUGCACCGAGACCAGCUUCAAAGAAAAAGUUUUUACCUGGCCUGUUACCUUGGUAUCAGAUAAUAAUACCAUAUGGAGCAAAACAUGACAAAGAUGUCGUUCUACGAGCACUGCUGGGCUUUAUCUCACCGGAAGUAUUCAUUCCACAUUACUACAAAAUAAAUGGAAAUGCAGCAGUGUUCUAUGUUGAUGAUGUUAAAAUAGCAGAGAAACUGUUCUAUGCAGACCGAAAAAUAGCUAUGUCCGAUGGAUUCAAGCUUGUCGUAAUUGUGAGGAAUUCUGUACCAAACAUUAAUGUUGAUGCCGGUAUGAAGGAGAAAAUGAAGCUUGCUAUGGCAAAAAGAUAUAAUCCUGCAACCAAAGCUUUGGAUUUGACAAAAUUUCAUUCUGAUCCAGAUUUAAGCGAUAUAUUCUGUGCGCUGUUCCGUCCAGUAAUCAUGUUGGCAGCAAUUGAGAUCAUGGCAGAAAAUAUUCCUGAUUUGGAAGCUUUAAACUUAAAUGAUAAUAAGCUUCAUGGAAUUGAACACAUGAAGAUUUUGUCCACAAAAUUAAAAAAUCUUAAAAUCUUGUACUUGGGUGACAACAGGAUACCAUACCUAGGUUCCAUCGACCCCUUGAAGCCGCUUCAGCUCGUGGAGUUGUACCUUAAAGGAAAUCCUCUGGUGAACAGGUUCAAUGACCAUGAUAUUUAUGUCAGCGACGUCCGGAAGAAAUUUCCAAAACUGGUGAGAUUGGAUGGCGUGGAUCUUCCUCCAGCGAUCGGCUUCGACGUAUCAGAAGAUGUGACGCUUCCUCCGAGUCAGCAAUCGUUCCUUAUAGACCCUGCUGGCCAGGACCUGGUCAGAGAGUUCCUAACACAGUAUUUUGCUAUAUUUGACUCAGAGUCAAGGCAACCGUUAUUGGAAGCCUACCAUGAGACUGCUACGAUGUCCAUGGCAGCAAACUAUCUCAGCAAUGAUAACAGAAAUGCACCUACUAAUAGAUUGAACGCAUACAUAUCAAACAGUCGAAAUUUAGUAAGAAUAACAGAAAGAGAAUCAAGAAGAAGAUAUUUACGCACGGGGAGAUUGCAAGUCGUCUCAUUCCUCUCAGAUCUGCCCAAAACUAAACAUGAUUUAAUGAGUUUUGCAGUGGAUUUACUCGUUUUCACGCCAGCGAUGAUAGUUCUUACAAUGAAUGGAGUGUAUAAAGAGACAACUGUAGCCGGCAACCCUUCACGAUCCUUCCACCGGACAUUUGUCAUAGUACCCAACAGUGCUGGAGGCUUCUCUAUCACAAAUGACAUGCUCUUUAUCUCUAACACUACAAGGGAACAGGAGGAUACGUCGAGUUCCUCAGCGGUGGGUGUGGCCGGGCCCGGCCCCGCCUCCGCGCCUGCUCCCGCCCCCGCGCCCGCUCAUGACGAAACGCAGCGAGCCAUUCUGGCCACUCUGAGCCAGCACACGGGCAUGAACGAGCACUGGAGCAUCAAUUGUUUACAAGAAACUGGUUGGGACUAUCAGCGAGCAUUGUUCAUCUUUAACCAACUACAAUCAGAAGGCAAAAUACCACCUGAGGCCUUUGUGAAGUGAACAAAUUGACUUUAUCUGGGCAGUGCCUUUGUUAAAAAAAACUAUUUUAUAAAUUCAAUCAAAAUAUUCUUGUUUUGAUUAAGAUUAAGAAGACAGAAGAGGAACAACAUGUAAAGAGUCUAAAAUAAAAAAAAAAGAUUAAAAACCGCCAAAAAAAUAAAUGGCUGGUAAAAUUAAUAAAAAAAAACUAAUAAUAUUUCCGAAAUUAAUAUCUCAAAAAUUUUGGUAUGAGUGAAUUAUUGACAGUAAA